Messenger RNA from Opisthocomus hoazin, 3158 nucleotides. NCBI's taxonomy places the organism in Eukaryota, Metazoa, Chordata, Aves, Opisthocomiformes, Opisthocomidae. The record is from RefSeq and is a predicted model, not a curated record.
GACGGAGGGGCCAGGCGCCAGGACACGUUACAGAGAUCAUGGAGCUGAAAUGGCUACUGUGUGUGACCCUGCUAGCUCUUGGGACUCUUGCUGUCCAGGCACAUGAUAUGGGUGAUGACAAUGAUGGUGAUGAUGUUGUUGAUGUCGAGGAUGACUUGGAUGAUGGCAUUGAGGAUGUAGAAGAGUCGAAGCCUGACACAAGCACUCCUCCUCCAACUCCAAAGGUCACCUACAGACCCCCAGUCCCAACCGGUGAGGUGUAUUUUGCGGAGUCCUUUGAUAAAGGAACUCUGGAUGGAUGGAUCCUUUCCAGAGCUAAAAAAGAUGAUACAGAUGAUGAGAUUGCUAAAUAUGAUGGUGAAUGGGAAGUCCAAGACAUGAAGGACACUAAGCUUCCAGGAGACAAAGGGCUUGUGUUGGUAACCCGAGCCAAGCAUCAUGCAAUUUCAUCCAAACUUUCAAAGCCUUUUGUAUUUGAUACCAAACCUCUUAUCGUACAGUAUGAAGUAAACUUCCAAAAUGGAAUAGAAUGUGGUGGGGCCUAUGUGAAAUUGCUUUCAAAAACGCCUGAAUUGAACCUGGAUCAGUUCCAUGACAAAACUCCAUAUACAAUCAUGUUUGGGCCUGAUAAAUGUGGAGAGGACUAUAAAUUGCACUUCAUCUUCCGGCACAAAAACCCAAAGACUGGCAAGUAUGAGGAGAAGCACGCAAAGCGUCCAGAUGCAGACCUGAAGACGUACUUUACUGAUAAGAAGACCCAUCUUUAUACUCUAGUCUUGAAUCCUGAUAAUAGUUUUGAAAUACUGGUUGAUCAAACAGUUGUCAACAGUGGGAAUUUGCUAAAUGAUAUGUCUCCUCCUGUGAAUCCACCCCGAGAGAUUGAGGACCCGAAUGACCAGAAGCCUGAGGACUGGGAUGAGAGACCAAAAAUCCCAGACCCAGAUGCUGUUAAACCAGAUGACUGGGAUGAGGAUGCUCCUGCAAAGAUUGCAGAUGAAAAUGCUGUGAAACCAGAGGGCUGGCUGGAUGAUGAGCCAGAAUAUGUAGCGGACCCUGAUGCUGAGAAGCCCGAAGAUUGGGAUGAGGAUAUGGAUGGUGAAUGGGAGGCACCUCAGAUUGCAAAUCCUAAAUGCGAGACAGCCCCUGGCUGUGGUACCUGGCAGCGACCAAUGAUUGACAAUCCAAACUACAAAGGCAAAUGGAAGCCUCCUAUGAUUGAUAAUGUGAACUAUCAGGGUAUAUGGAAACCUAGGAAGAUCCCAAACCCAGAUUUCUUUGAAGAUUUGGAACCUUUCAAGAUGACUCCCUUCACUGCAGUGGGCCUUGAGUUAUGGUCAAUGACUUCCGACAUCUUUUUUGACAACUUUAUAAUCUGUACUGAAAGAGCUGUGGCUGAUGAUUGGGCCAGUGAUGGAUGGGGAUUGAAGAAGGCAGCUGAUGGUGCUGCAGAGCCUGGUGUUGUGGGCCAGAUGAUGGCAGCUGCUGAAGAAAAACGUCCCGGGCUUUGGGUAGUCUACAUCCUCACUGUGGCUUUGCCAGUGUUCCUUGUUGUCCUUUUCUGCUGUUCUGGGAAGAAACAGCCAAGUGCUGCAGAAUACAAGAAGACUGAUACUCCUCAGCCUGAUGUGAUGGAUGAGGAGAAAGAGGAAGAAAAAGAUAAAGGGGACAAGGAAGAGGAGGAGGAGGAAGAAGCAAAUGAGGAAAAGCCAGAAGAGAAGCAGAGAAGUGAUGCUGAUAUAGGAAGUGCUAGUCAAGAGGAGGAGGAAGAGGAGGAGGAGGAAGAAGACAGGAAACCUGCAUCAGAGGAGGAGGAAACUGUGAAUAGAUCACCCAGAAACAGAAAGCCAAGGAAAGAUUGAAGAAAGUCAUAAGAACUUGAUCUGUGACUUUUUUUUUUCCAAACAUGGUUCUGGGAGAGGACCUUGGACACCUUACAUUGAAACUUGGACAAACCUCAAGAUUUCACCAUCCACAGGUUCCAGUCACACUAUCCAAUGUAAUGAAGUGUCUAGCAGUAAAAUAUUUGCAAUCAUGUGUUUCAAAGAACAUCAUUCCUGUAGAAAGAAUGCAUUUAAUAUAAUGGGCUGUGGAUUUUGGAAUGUAACAUAACUAACCUUUUCACUUUUGGUUUUAAAUAUUCUUUUCUGUUUUUAAGUAGACUGGUAGAACUUUCCUCGUCUAAAACCUUGGCUUAAUUUAAUAUAUUAAUUAGUAAAGAAUAACAAUGAAUCUUGAAAGUGUUAGGUGAUAAAAAUGCAGUUUUAUAACUAGUUUUUUUUUUACAAAUAUGUAAAUUCCUAAAUGCACCAAUGUCUUUAUAUCCCUUGAAAUUUGAUAAUUGUUUGAAGAAAAGUUGUCAAUGUAUUUGACAACCCCUCUGCCCUCAAAGGAAAAGCAAACUUGGGGCAUGUAUGGGGUAACCAGUAGUGAAACUCUCUAAUAAAUCCACUUGAUUCUUUUGGGGGGAGGGGAAAGAGGAAGAAGGUGCGGGAGGGGAGUGGGUGGGUUAGUCUGUAGAAUAUGCAUACUGUGCACGGCGAAAGCCAUGUUAAGUGUUGACAAAUGAUUAGGAAUUGGAGUGGGUCAUCCUAAUGUGGCAUUGAAUUCUGCGGACCUUGCAGAUAAUGGAGUUUGUUAGUUCUUCAGCUCUUUUUGUAAAGUUAAUGGGUUGUUAGGGGAUUUGGGGGUGGGUGGACUACUUCCCCCUUUCCCCUCUGUUCAGCCACUGAUGCUUUCCUUUCUCUGUGACUAUACAGCUUUUUCUGAGUGCAGCUUUGCCUCAGUUGCCGAAGCGCUUCACGUUCAGCUCAUCGUCAAACUCUUACUUGUAUAGCUAAGGCCUACUCCUCUCCAGGGUCCAAACACUGGAUAGGACAGUGUCCCAUAUCCUCUCACCGUUGUCACUAUAUGUCCGCUCCUGUAGAAGCGGGGAGGUAGUCAGGUUGACAAGUGAACUGAGUAUUUGUUAAGGAAAAAAGAAAAAAAACCAAACCACCAAGAUGUCAGUAUUGUAGGUGGGGAAGGAGCACGUGGAAUAUCUUAACUGGUAUGUGAAACUGUUUAAGUCUUUCAUCUGCUCUUCAUGUAACAAAUGCAUCCUAAAUUAUAUUGUGAAUGUUAGGGAGUUCCGAUUCCAGCUGAAUAAAUUUUUUUAAAGC